Sordaria macrospora k-hell is the source of this 192-nucleotide messenger RNA. NCBI's taxonomy places the organism in Eukaryota, Fungi, Ascomycota, Sordariomycetes, Sordariales, Sordariaceae. The record is from RefSeq and is a predicted model, not a curated record.
AUGUCUUGGUUCGGCGUCACCCCCCUCAAGAAGUUCCCCACGCCCGUUUUGCGGCCGAUGGCUCCCUUCUUCGCUGCCGGUUUGGUCAUCGCCUACGGUAUCAACUCUCUCCAGGGCGCUCUCAUGCAGUCCGAUGAGUGGAAGAACGACCCCCGCAACAUCUACGCCAAGAACAAGCCCGCCGCUCACUAA